AUGCCUGCACUCCUGCCUUCCCAGUUGGAACUCGCCGUUGCAACAAUUGCUCAAUGCCUGGACUUAUUGCAAGUUGACUAUGGUCUCAUGGGAGGUGCGGCUGCAUGUCUCAUGGCACCAGACCCCAGCCGGCGAACAGAAGACGUUGAUUUGGUGAUUCACGUCGAUGAGCAAUCCAUCACCGCUGAUCUCCUCACGCAAAAACUGUUGGAUACUUUCCCAUCUGAUAUUGGCCCCGUAAGCCAGUUCGGACACAUAAUCCCCGCAUACAGACUACGUUUACCUGGAGAUGCCAUCCAACUCGUGGAGGUCGAGAUAUUCGAUUACAGGAGCUGGCCGAACCGACCUCAGUACAACCUUCAAACGGCUACACGGGUGACAAAGACGGUCACCGGAUAUCCCGUCAAAAUGUUCAGCGCUGAAUGGCUUACACGGGAGAAGAUACUGUCACAAUAUCAGCGUCGGGGUGUCAAGCAUUUGACAGAUAUCGAAGACGUGGCCCGCUUGAUGCGAUAUUGUACGCCCGACAAGCCGGAGCUCAACUUCGACCAAUAA
Messenger RNA from Penicillium bovifimosum, 555 nucleotides. RefSeq lists its product as uncharacterized. The record is from RefSeq and is a predicted model, not a curated record. The transcript has a single exon. Bases 1 to 555 code for a protein of 184 amino acids. Lineage: Eukaryota; Fungi; Ascomycota; Eurotiomycetes; Eurotiales; Aspergillaceae.